UGGUGGGGUCUAGCAGAGAUUGAAUUUCAACAGGACAGCAUUCCCAAAAAAUUUCAAGACGGACAACGUGAGGCAGCGAGGGACGGGGCAAGAUUGUGAAUGUUCCCUGAGCAAACAACUGAAAGCGCAGGUUGUGUACAAUCUGGUCAGAGAGUUUAGCUGGACUGUCAGGGGACCUGUGUGUGAGUGUCGAUUGAAGGUAGACAGACAAACAAGGGCUUUGUGUGUAUGACAGAUGGAUGCGAUGACAGAGAGAAAGACGGACAACCUGAUGAGCCACGGGAGACAAACAAUGUGAUUUUUCAUCCUGCCAUUAGUAUCUGUCAGCAGCUGUUUUACAUUUAACACGCUUUGCUUUUAAGUCCAGUUGUUCUCCAAACUAUCAGGAGAGUGGUUUGCGGCAUUCCCUGGUCUGGGAUACUCAAAGGGAUGGACAGCAGUGACCCACAAGAAGAUGAAAGAGGAGGCAGAAGGAAAGAGAACGAUGGAGAGAAAGAUAAACAGCUGAAGAACCAGCUCAACAGUGAGGAAAAAGGGGAGAAAGAGAUCAAAGGGAAUGAGAAGGAGAAGAAGAAAGAAAGCCGACGUUCUGGCUCUUUAUGGAGAAGUGGAUGGGCGUUGAGUGAAAGACUUGCCAUCAAUGUCUCAGGGAUGCGUUAUGAAACUCAGCUUCGCACCUUAGCCCAGUUCCCUGACUCCAUGCUCGGUGACCCCAGGCGGAGGUCACGCUACUUUGACCCGCUUCGAAAUGAACUCUUCCUGGACCGCAAUCGGGCCUGCUUUGAUGCCAUUCUUUAUUUUUACCAGUCAGGUGGGAGGCUUCGGAGGCCAGCAAACAUACCCCUGGACAUCUUCAUGGAUGAGCUGUUGUUCUACGAGCUAGGAGAGGACAUCAUGAACCGCUUCAAGGAGGAUGAAGGUUUUCCAAAAGAGGAGGAGAGGCCACUGCCGUCCAACGAAAUCCAGAAAAGACUAUGGAUGCUGUUUGAGCACCCUGAGUCCUCAUCAGGCGCACGUAUUAUAGCUAUCAUCAGUGUAAUGGUCAUUGUAGUGUCCAUCCUCAUCUUCUGCCUGGAGACGCUUCCUGACUUCAGGCAUGAGAAAGAGUCACGAGAGGAAUAUUUUUACAGGUAUCACUCCCAGGCAAAGAAUGUAUCCGAGAACAUGCCUCCUCCACAGGGUGUUUUCCACGACCCUUUCUUCAUGGUGGAGACCAUGUGUAUAUGCUGGUUCUCCUUCGAGCUCCUCAUGCGCUUCGCUUGCUCUCCUAGCAAGACGCACUUCUUCAAGGAUGUCAUGAACAUCAUCGAUUUCAGUGCCAUCCUGCCCUAUUUUGUCACUCUGGGAACAGAGCUGGCCAAGGACAAUGACGCCAGUCCAGCAACAUCCCUGGCCAUCAUCAGAGUCAUCAGGUUAGUGAGGGUGUUCAGGAUCUUCAAGCUGUCUCGUCACUCUAAGGGCCUCCAGAUCCUUGGUCAGACACUGAGGGCCAGCAUGCGUGAGCUGGGCCUGCUUAUCUUCUUCCUCUUUAUUGGCGUCAUCCUCUUCUCCAGCGCCAUCUACUUCGCUGAGGCUGACCACACCAACACGGCCUUUAUCAGUAUACCACAUGCUUUCUGGUGGGCAGUUGUCACCAUGACCACAGUGGGCUAUGGUGACAUGUACCCAGAAACAGUGUGGGGUAAGCUGGUGGGCUCAAUGUGCGCCAUUGCUGGCGUGCUUACCAUCUCACUGCCAGUGCCUGUCAUAGUAUCCAAUUUUAGCUACUUCUACCAUCGGGAGACUGAAUGUGAGGAUCAAACCGAGUACACCCAUGUCCAAACAUCACUGUGGGAAGACGAAGAGCCGGAAGGGGAGGAAAUAGAUGAAGGUGACAGGGAUCCAGAGGGAGAUUAUUAUGCCAUUGAAGGCAUCUGUAACCCUCUGAAUGGGACUCUGCUGGGUGGACUAUGUACAGGGCAGACUGCAGAGUUCAGAGGGGGAAAUACAUAUCUGAGGGAACCACUGGUUACUCAGGUUUAGGGAGGGUGAGUGUGUUUUGUACAUUUGUCAAGACAUAGCAGGACAAGACUGAAAAAGGAAAAGCAAAACAAAGCACAAGUGAAUAAAGAUGAGUUCACAGAUCAUCAGCACAGGUCCUGGAGAGAGAAACAAGCAUAAUAUACAGACUUAUAACCUGUUAUUGCCAUUUUUGUUCAUUUACAGUUAUUUAUUGUAGCAUCAGCCAGCUAAAUGUCACUGAAAAGCAACCUUUUGUAUAAUAUAGCUUCAAAAAUGCAAGACAAUAAGUUUUACAUUCUCAGGGUCAUGAUAUAAAUAUAAUAUGAGCUGUUUUAUUUAUUAAUGCUAUCAGCUUGUGUUUGAGAUAAAAAUGACUUUCUGAAUGUCUGUGCCUUGAAACUAUGAUGUCUUAGUAUUGUCACUUUUGUGCCUUAAUGUUUGGAGUGGAAGCAGAUAGAUUAUUGGCAAUAUAGAUGUCACGUCUCAUCAAAACUCAACCAAACACCAGCGGAGCUGUCGCUGCAGACAAACUGAGAUCUCUUGUAAACCAUCCCCACAUUCUCAGCAUUCUUCUGUACAAAGUUCACACUUGUGUAGUUUUGGCUUAUGUGACCUGAAGCGACUGAGAUGACCUUUAUCAUGUGGUAAUACAACACUGUAAGAUUACUUGAUGGCACAGUGUCACUUGCUGUAUUUGUGUUAAAUUGCCAUGGUAGAAGUUAUAUGUGUAUCUGCUCAAUUAUGCACUCAGUGUUUUUAAUAAAGAUUAUAUUUUAUUAAUUUUCUUAAAAGAAG
Molecule: messenger RNA, 2796 nt
Organism: Lates calcarifer (barramundi perch)
Lineage: Eukaryota; Metazoa; Chordata; Actinopteri; Centropomidae
Product: potassium voltage-gated channel subfamily A member 7
Exons: 3
Coding region: 430-2022 (530 amino acids)
Biological process (GO): protein homooligomerization; potassium ion transmembrane transport
Cellular component (GO): voltage-gated potassium channel complex; membrane
Molecular function (GO): protein binding; delayed rectifier potassium channel activity
Source: RefSeq, a predicted model, not a curated record